UUUUAAUUACUCUGGUAAAUUAAAUUGAGUAAAAGAAGACCAAAGGAAUUAAGUAAAUUUUGAUAUAUGACCAUUUAAUUGAUUGUUUUUCCUGAAUUACUGUUUGUGGAUAAGGUGCCCUGAGAGAAAGUAAACAUGGCAUCCGUCAAAUCAGGUGGGCACCAUCCCCGGGAGCCAGGUGUCAGCGUUAGUAAAUUACGGAUGCUUUUUGAUCCAUCAAAAUCCGGAUCUACACCAUCAACUGCCCAAUCUGUUACUACUCAAAAUUCUAGUAAUGGAACAUCAAAACCACCUAUUGCGCCACGUACAGAGUUUUCGAAAAGUGUGGGAAAAAGAGCUCCAGGAGGUGACUAUAAAGACACAAUAAAUUUAGACCCCAAUACAUCCAUAAAAAUAAUUGAGAAACCCAGUAUUAAACACCAAGGUGUAUUCAGUAAUAGGCGUGCAUUCUUUGAAAAAGCAGACAGUCCACCCCCUGUUCGAAAAUUUGUGACUGGAAGCAUUCCUCCAUCAAGCCCUCAAAUGGUACAUAAACGUAUAAUCCCAUCGCUUCCUGAUAAACAGGUAAAACCUGAACCAGUUAAAAGACAGAAACUAGAUAGCAGCAAUAAUAAAGAAAGGAUUGAACAUAAGCAUGAUAGUGGAAUUUCACUUGAUGAAAAAGUAAACUUAAAGAUGUCAGACCCAGAGUCAAAACAUCAUGGUGUCAGACUAAGUUCAUCAGACAGUGAUGGGGAUCCUUUUGAUGAAAGACGAAAUCGUAUACAAAAUUCUUCCAACAUAAUAAAAUCAAAUGAUAGGGAUGUUGAACCGGUUAAAAAAGCACCUGAAGUAACAAGAAGGUUUAGAAAGAACUCACGAUCACCUGAUGAUGGCACUAAAAGACGAAGUGUCACGGAUCCUCCACCAUUUAUGAAAGGAACUCAUGACAUCCAUCACGUAGCAGCCCCAACAGUUAAAAAACGCGGACUAAGUGCAUCAGAAUUGAUAAGCCUAGACAGUCAAAACCAACGGAAAAGCGGAUCGUCUGAGAGAUCCAGCUCAGUUAUGUCAGACGAUUCAGAGCUUUAUGAGUCAUCGGUUAGACAACAUGAAUUUAUUUCUCCAGUUGAUGACGAGUUUAAAGUGACAGUAAAAACUAAUGAGAAAGUACAAUCAGAUAUCCCUCGACAUAUUGACCAUCAAGAUAAUCAGAAUAACACUGUAUAUUCAAAAGAUAUUUCUAGUUCUGUUGAAAAUGUACAUUCCUGUAAAACAACCAUGGACAAUGAGCAGCAGCAGAAUGAGAAAGAUGAUGAAGUUCUCAUGGAUACCUCUACAGAUGACUUGAAAACCCCUCCUUCUUUCAUUGAAGACAAUACACCAGAAAAACUAGAUGACCUAACAAAAACAGCAGAUUUUAUAAAUGAGGGGGAGAGGGAGGAUGUUGAGACCGAGGAGGAAGAUCCUUCUGAAAAGGGGGUAAAUGAAUCGGGAAUGAUUCAGAUCGGAAUCACUGUGGAAGAAACCGGGGACUCUGACGAGGAAGAAGAAUCAGAUGGCAAUAGAAGUGAUGUGUCGGAGAUUGGAUCGUCUGAUUAUGAAUACACAGUGAAUGUUGAAGAUGAAAUGGAUGAGGAUGAAAUGGAAAAUAAGCAAAACAACAGAUUAGAGGAGGAGGAAGAACAAGAAGAAGUAAAAGAACUUGAGGAACACUUACCUGAGCCUUAUGAAGUGGGAGGCUUAAGCCCUGAAAACACGGACAUUAUCGAUUCUGGUGAAAUUAAACGGAAACGAACACUUAUAUUUAGUACAAGACCAAUUAUGUCCCCUAGCUCUGUGGCAUAAUUCCAGUGCUACCUUUACUCUAAACUCUGGCCCUUGGUUGUUGUAGCUAAGGUCUCACAAAAGGACACAACGGGGAGUUGGAUGGCCGAGCGGUUAAGGCAAGGGCACUGCAACCUACAGCCAUAAAUAUCAGCACUGGUUCAAAUGGCACGCUCGCCUAUGGUUCUGGUGGUGGAACAAGUCUUCUUGGAUAAGGACUAUAAACCAUAGGCCCAGCGUACACAGUUUGGCUCGUGCACACUUAAAAGAACCCAGUACAUCUUUUGUGACAAGUAGGGGGUUACCCCGGUAUACUGGUCCAUACAGCCCCUGGUACAUACAGUUAGAGUAGUUGGUACCUGUUUACCGGGUAGCUCAGACAUGAAGGGACUCUUGGGGAGAAGCAAUUUACUGUACGGGCUAGUGCACGCCAUGAGUUUUUUUAGACUUCUGUAUAAAGCGCUAUAUAAAUCGAACUGCAUUACACAUGACGGUGUAAAAACAUAUGCAAAUUCCUACGUUUGUGGAAAGGUCAAUUGUGAAUGCUCCUCUGUAGCUCUGGUAUGAUUCCAAUUCUGAAUGCUGUCCUCUAUUUGUACAACAAUAACAUUGUUUAAGGUUGACUUAAAUCAUGGAGGUAUUAUAGUAAAAUACCUCCAUGCUUAAAUAGCAA
This is a messenger RNA of Anneissia japonica, 2479 nucleotides long. Its product is annotated as glutamic acid-rich protein-like. Lineage: Eukaryota; Metazoa; Echinodermata; Crinoidea; Comatulida; Comatulidae. The record is from RefSeq and is a predicted model, not a curated record. The coding region runs from base 136 to 1827 and encodes 563 amino acids. The transcript has 4 exons.